Symbiodinium pilosum is the source of this 810-nucleotide messenger RNA. NCBI's taxonomy places the organism in Eukaryota, Dinophyceae, Suessiales, Symbiodiniaceae. The record is from the annotation of a GenBank genome assembly.
AUGGCUGUUUUUGGUGAAGGGCUAGUCGCAGCACAGGCUACUUCUGCUUUCGCCGUGGCUCUGUGUGCUGCCGUUGCCGCUGCCGGGCGUGCGGCGGAGGUGUCGGUUUGCCUCUUCCAGGGCCUCACCGCUGCCGAACUGCUUGCUGGCGCUGACAUGCCGGAGCUGCGAGACAUGCGUGGUCGGCGCGGACCUGGGCUGCGGGAGUUACAGACGGACAUUCUGCUACUCGCGGCUGGAAGCUGCGACUUGGGACUGCGGGAUGCCAGCCCGGAGGAAGUCCUCAGCAGCAUGCGCGGGCUCGUCCAUGAAGCAAAGGCUGUGGCCAAGCAGGUGUUUGUCAUGGCACUCCCUGACGUCAACAAGUCGGCGCAGCGAGCGUCCUUCGUUGGAUCGACCUUGGCAGCAAGGCGGUGCGCUACCAACUCCAGUCUCUCCCGCUGGAUUGACGGUGAACUUGACGGUGCAGAGUGGGUGAAUCCAGCGGCCCUGCUGCCAUUUGGACCCAGGUCAGUUGCAGCUGGAUACUGGGAUGGGAGCCUGCUUUCAGAACGAGGUGCGCAGGCUCUUGCUGGUCGAUUGGCCUCAUCUAUCCUUCCCGUUUUGGAGAAUGCAACGGCACAGUCUGAGUCCAAGAUGCUGGAUGGACUCGUGGGUGAGAGUGUCGACGACCAAAGCGAAGGGGCCGCGCAGCUGCCAUCUCUCGAUGCCUUCUUGGAAGCUUUUCGAAUGGAAGACGAGGCUUCUGGCAUUGUUUCGGGCGAAGAUGAGCAGCAGAUGCAUCGUUUCCAAGAAUCAUGGCAGGUGUGA